Molecule: messenger RNA, 2368 nt
Organism: Taeniopygia guttata (zebra finch)
Lineage: Eukaryota; Metazoa; Chordata; Aves; Passeriformes; Estrildidae
Gene: DTWD1
Product: DTW domain containing 1
Biological process (GO): tRNA modification
Cellular component (GO): nucleus
Molecular function (GO): tRNA-uridine aminocarboxypropyltransferase activity
Source: RefSeq, a predicted model, not a curated record
CGCUGUCCGCCCGCGGAAGCCGCGAGCGCUGCGCCCCGGGGCCGGCUGCGCUCACCUCGCCCGGUGACGGCAGCGAGCGGCGUACGGAGAGAGGCCCUGGCAGCCCAUGAGCUGGGCACAGGCACAGCCCCCGAGAUGCUCCGGCCGGCCUUCUGAGGCGUUCUAGAAUUGCAGCUGGAGUGUGCAGGGAUUUACCAGGGUUUGGAGAUGAGCUAACCAUGUCUUUAAAUUCAUCUACACUUUUAAAUGAAGAAAACACACGAGAAGCAAAAAGAAAUACUGAGUGUUUGGAAAGCCUACUGCAGACUCCAUCAUCAGUUCAAAAUAAUCCACUUCAACAACUACAGUUAGCAUCCCAGGAAGUACUGGAAAAGGCAAAAAAGAGUGGGAGAUCAAAAUGCCCCCGAUGCAAUAGUUCAAGGAUGUUUUAUUGUUAUACAUGCUUUGUUCCUGUUGAAACUGUCCCCAUCAAAGAAAUUCCAACUGUGAAGUUACCUCUGAAGAUUGACAUUAUUAAACACCCAAACGAAACCGACGGCAAAAGCACUGCUGUGCAUGCUAAGCUCCUGGCACCUGAUGAUGUUACAAUCUAUAAAUACCCUUGCAUUCCAGAAUAUGACAAGAAGAGACACGAAAUAGCACUUAUAUUUCCUGGCCCCAAUUCAGUUUCAGUAAAAGAUAUUGCUUUUCAUCUCCAAAAGUACACCAAGAAAGGUGUCUGUUCUAGUGAUGAUGACUGUUCCAGAGAGCCACUUCUUAAACAAGCAAAAAUAGAACCUGAAGAAGAAAAAAUUCCAAAUGAGUGCAUCUCAAGCAGCAGGAGUGAAGGCACUAGACUGAAGAAAAUAAUAUUUAUUGAUAGUACCUGGAAUCAAACUAACAAGAUAAUAACUGAUGAACGACUUCAAGGGUUACUGCAAAUUGAGUUGAAGACAAGGAAAACUUGCUUUUGGCGUCAUCAGAAGGGAACACCAGAUACAUACCUUUCCACAAUAGAGGCAAUUUAUUAUUUCCUUGUGGACUAUCAUCAGGAGAUUUUGAAAGAGAGCUACAGAGGACAAUAUGAUAAUCUGCUUUUUUUCUUUUCAUUUAUGUAUACAUUGAUUAAAGAUGCAAAGUGUUGUGCAGGAAAAGAGUAAGCUGUCUGUCAGUGUAUGGCACUACUUUUUUUUUGUAAUGAUAAACUGCACAAACAUUACUAGGAUUUUUUUUUUUUUUUUUUUUUUGGAAAUAGAUUGUAUUCUAAAUAAUGUCCAGAAGUGAGCUGCAGACCUCCUCCUGCAUGCUUGAGGUUGUAGAACUGCUCAGAUGAGCAGUCUGAUUAGAGUGACUUAUUUGAAAAUAGUUACAUUUUGCUAAAUAUUGCUGUACUUCAACCUACAGGCCUGAUGUGCUCACUGUGAUGAGCACAUUUCCUGAGAUGGGAGUGGAGGACUUGACCCCUCUUGCUGUAAGGAGUGAUCUCUUUUAAGUGUAAGAAUAAAUUAGCAUGCUGGCUUUUCAUUGUUACUAAUACUUAUGUCAGAUGUUUUCUUUGUGGUUUACACAGCAAUACUGAUUUUGCCUUUAUGGCAUCAAAGGCUUACUGAAAUGAGCAGAUGCUAUUUAGUUGCUGGGGAGAGUAGCAGCAAUACAGAAUGAAAGAGCACAUUAAUUGAAUGUGAAUUAUAUACUUUCAAGAUUAAAUAUGGAAAAUUCUUCAGUAAUAAAAAAGUGGUCUCUUUAAACACUGUUAUACAAUGUAUGAUUUCUGUAGUACCGUUCAUGUACUCUUAUAUUAGGAUUAUUCUCAACUUUCUGGGUAAUUUUAGACUUCUUCAAACAAAUUUAGUUAAGUGUUCAUUACUGUUAUAUAUUAUCAUUAUUUGGGGGAGCACUAACCUAACAAAUGUCACUAUGGCAUAUUGUAGGCACUGCUUAUAAAAGACGGUGGUUCUGACCACAACAUUUCUGACAAGGCUUCCUUAAACUAAGCAGGCUGUGAUUCUGCUCUGUUUUUCCUUUUGCAGUAACAGGGCAGAUUAGAACAGUGCCAGUAAGACUUUGUGCUGAUGGGAGUUUUGUCAUAGGUCUAGUGCUGCUGUCAGAGUCAUCACGUGUGGAUGUAGCCAAGCUGUACCAGCACAGCCAGUGCUGGCAGAGGUAAUAGACCUGAGCUUUAGAGCAGAGUUAUAUGAAUAUAUUUUAGAUUAUACAUUGAUAAAAGUUAUAUUCCUAAGGUAGAAAAAAUGUUUCAUUACAGGUACAAUAUAAAAUGGAUAAAUAUUUCUGAAUAUUCUUAGAAAUGUGUAAAUGUGUUACUUUAGACAAAAAUAUAUCUUGUCAAAGUGACAGACUGAAAAAUUAUAAUAGAUUAUUUUUAAACAAA